Molecule: messenger RNA, 2555 nt
Organism: Gryllus bimaculatus (two-spotted cricket)
Lineage: Eukaryota; Metazoa; Arthropoda; Insecta; Orthoptera; Gryllidae
Source: the annotation of a GenBank genome assembly
AAUCUUGAUUUUUGUAGCUGACGUGUUCGUGUUCUUCAACUUCGAUCUUGUGUGACUGAUACGGAUGGUUGUACGUUGUCGCGUUUAUUAAAAUUAACAAAAAGUAUGUUGGCUGUUCUAGUCGCUCUCUCCUUGUUUAGUCAACUGAUUUACGCAGAUGCUAUUAAUUGUAAAGGAUGUGUGCCAUUAGACUCGUACAGUUUUGAUAAGAUUAUAUCCAAAUUUAAGGCUGCUGUUAUUAAAUUUGAUGUUGCUUAUCCUUACGGGGCAAAACACGACGAAUUUGCUAAAGUUGCCGAAACUACAUAUUCAAUUCCAGAGCUUUUGGUAGGCGAAGUUGGUGUGAAAGACUAUGGCGAAAAAGAGAAUUCAGAUCUUGCCGAGCGAUACAAAGUGAACAAAGAUGAUUUCCCUGUCAUUAAACUGUUUGUUGCUGGAAAGGAUGAACCUGUCACAUUUACCAACUCAGAUUUCACAGCAGAUAAUAUAAAGAAAUUUAUCCGAUCUAACUCUGAAGUGUAUGUAGGCUUACAGGGCUGUAUUGAUAAAUUUGAUGCUCUUGCCAAUAAAUUUGUCAAAACUGCCGACACUGAUUUGAAGAAAAUUAUUCUCCGAGAGGCAGAGGAUAUGUGGGAUAAAACUUCAGGUCGUGCUGAUCAAAAAGCUGCCGAAGUAUAUGUGAAAACAAUGCGAAAAUCUUUGGAGAAAGGUGAUGAUUUUAUUGAGAAGGAGAUGAAGAGAGUACAAAAUCUUGCGAAAGGGAAGGUCAGCAAAGAGAAAAAGGAGGAAAUAUUGCAGCGUAUAAAUAUUUUACAAUCAUUUAAACAUGAUGAGCUAUGAAAUGGAAGUUUGCAUUUGGUGUAAAUGUUUUAAUUAGGCAUGUAAGUGGUUUGUGUGAAUAUUUUAUGUUAAGAGAGAAAUGGUACAAGAAAUGUGCAUUUUUUCACUGAAUCACAUUUACUAGAUCUCAGUAUUCUAAGCAUUUAUUCUCGGGUGUGAAUCACAGAAUGGAUUUCUGAUUUAUUGUGAUGUGUACAGACUUUCACAGUAUGUCAUUAGGGAGUAGCACUGUGUCAUUUUGAUGUGAUUGCAAGAAGACAGCCAGAAUGCAUAGAUGAGUGUAUUUGAUACAUUUCUUGUAAGCCUUUUUUUUUUUAUUUUAUUUUGAGGUAUAAGCACAAAAAUGGACACAAAUUAAUACCUUCAUUUGUUUGCAUCAUAGACGUUUGUACCUUGUUGUGAUGUUCCAAAUAUGGAGCUUGUUUGUAAGUUAAUGAGAAAAUAAAAAUUUAUUUCAUUUUGAGAACAUUUGCAGUGUUGAAACAAGAUUGAUUAAAAAUUUUGGAAACAUGAGAAUUGAAAUUUAAAUUCUAACAUUGACCAAUGUUUUAUGUUUAUUGUUAAAAGCUUCAUCAGGUUUUUCAUGAUUAUGAAUGUGUCACUUUUUCAACUAGUGAAUAAAAGAAAACCUAUUUUCAUAAAAAGGAAACUUUAUACAAUAUGAAGAAAAUAGAUACAAGUUGAAUAUUUGCUACAUCGAAUGUAGCACAACUAUGGAUUGAAAAAAUUAGGAUGAAAUAAGAACACAACUCAUCCAAUAUUUGGCAUACCAGUGGGUAUUUUGCAGUAAUUUUGGGGUAUAUGAGAGUCACACAAAUAUUCUGCAUGAACAGAUAAAUUUUAUUUUGUUUGGCACAAAUGCCCUAUUUUGUUGUGGCUGCAUAAUUUUUGUUUCAUAAAUUACCAAAGACAACCUUUUAAUGUCUCCUUAAUUUUUUUUUCUUUAUCCUUUUAUCAACUCGUUUUCAAUAAUGAAUUAUAAUUUACAUACAAUGGAAAUUGUUAAAAUUCAAAGCUGUAUCAUAUUAAAAAAUCUCUAAAAGUGCAAUUUAUAUCCUAAAUUCUGUUCAAAUUUCAAUUACUCAGUGCCCAGGUUAAUUCUCGAUUUGUCUGAAAUUUUGCAGAGGUGUUUACACAGAGGCAUGUGGAAUUAUAAAUGAUUGUUUUCCUCUCAGUUCACAGAAAUGAGGGUUAUUGCUAGGGAGUGAACUUCUAUGAUUCUACACAUUUUGAUCCAUUGCUUCAGGGCAUAGCUGAGUGAAAUUUCUUGAUAUUUGGCAAGAGUUGGAUGCUAUGUAGGUUAAUAUGUUAGAGCAUAUUUGGCAGGUGUGUUGUCCUUUUAUUGCACAUUUCAUUAAAAUAAAGACGUCUUUAAAAUGUUUCAUAGAAUCUGUUUAUUUGAGAGCAUUCAUUGAUUAGAAAUGGCUUGUUACAAUUUGUUUUUUCUUUUCUAUAGGUAAUAAAAUACUUGUUCAAAUGAAGAAUACUUCUUGAUAUAAUCUUUAAACAAGAUAGGAAAAAUUAAACAAAACAUGCAAUGUACUACACUAAGGUACAUAUUUACUUCAAUUAUUUCUCUUGCGAAGUAAGCUACGUUAUACGAUAUUUACACAAAAAUAUAUCUUUAACAACACUUUAAUUAACAACUUUUAGGUCACAAAAAUCCUCUCCACAAUAAUCACCUUACGGCCCCAGCUCCUUAAGGAUAAAUGUAC